AUGGAUGAUUUAAAUGUAGUGCAAGCACACAAUCUACUUGGACAGAAGUCAGCAAUUCCACAAAUAAGAAAAGACAAUGCAUUGACGAAAACUUUACGAUCAUGUUGCAUAAUACCGCAAAGGUACAUAUUGGGCGUAAUGGGGCUUCUUGGGGUUUGCAACGCGUACACAAUGCGCGUGUGUUUAAAUUUAGCAAUAACGCAAAUGGUCAACCACACCAAAAGUGGCGAUGAACAUUUCGAUCCUGACGCGUGUCCCGAAGACGAAGUUAUUGGCAAUGUCACUGCGGCAGAGCGACCUUACGCCACAUUUCAAUGGGAUGAGAAGACUCAAGGGCUUAUUCUGAGCGGUUUCUACUAUGGGUACGCGGCAACGCAAGUCCCUGGUGGCUACUUGGCCGAGCGUUUUGGCGGGAAAUGGACGCUCGGUGUCGGUCUUCUGAGCACUGCAUUGUUCACAUUUCUCACUCCAAUAGUAAUUAGAGCUGGAGGUGCAACGUGGCUUUUUAUACUUCGAGUUCUUCAAGGAAUGGGGGAGGGCCCUACAAUGCCGGCUUUAAUGAUAAUGCUGGCAAGAUGGGUUCCCCCACACGAGCGUUCAUUUCAAGGUGCGCUUGUGUUCGGUGGGGCACAAAUAGGCAAUAUAUUUGGUUCUUUUAUGUCCGGAAUAUUGCUGGCUGACGGUAGAGACUGGGCUUACGUAUUUUAUUUCUUCGGUGGAUUCGGUAUAUUUUGGUUCACUUUAUGGAGCUUGCUGUGCUACAGUACACCAAACACACAUCCGUAUAUAUCCAAAAAGGAGUUGAAUUAUCUGAACAAAAACGUUACAACGGCCGAGAAUAAGACCGCAAAGGAUCCGGUUCCUUGGAAGGCAAUAUUACGGUCAGCGCCAGUCUGGGCGUUAGUGUGGGCCGCUGUAGGACACGACUGGGGCUAUUAUACUAUGGUAACGGACUUGCCAAAGUACUCCCACGACGUGUUGAAAUUUAACAUAGCUACUACAGGUACAUUGACUGCGCUGCCCUACAUUGCCAUGUGGCUUUGCUCCUUCCUAUUCGGUUUCGUGUGUGAUCUAUGCAUCAAGAAAGGAUGGCACACGAUUAAAACUGGCCGCAUCAUUCACACCACAAUAGCCGCCACUGGUCCCGCGAUUUGCAUUAUCCUGGCAUCAUAUGCUGGAUGUGAUCGUACAGCGGCUAUGGUUUAUUUCAUUUUAUCAAUGGCUCUUAUGGGUGGUUUCUACAGCGGGAUGAAGGUUAAUGCAUUAGACUUAGCACCGAACUACGCGGGCACUUUAACUUCGCUUGUAAAUACAACAUCGACCUUCGCCGGAAUUGUGACACCAUAUCUCAUCGGACUAUUAACGCCAGAUUCCACGCUGGUGCAGUGGCGUACCGCUUUCUGGGUAUGUUUCGCGGUGUUGGUCGGGACCAACGUGGUAUACUGCAUCUGGGCUGAUGGACAGCACAGUGGUGGGAUGACG
This is a messenger RNA of Iphiclides podalirius (scarce swallowtail), 1482 nucleotides long. NCBI's taxonomy places the organism in Eukaryota, Metazoa, Arthropoda, Insecta, Lepidoptera, Papilionidae. The record is from the annotation of a GenBank genome assembly.